Messenger RNA from Arctia plantaginis, 1278 nucleotides. Lineage: Eukaryota; Metazoa; Arthropoda; Insecta; Lepidoptera; Erebidae. The record is from the annotation of a GenBank genome assembly.
AUGGGGGAGGUGCCAGCGGCAGUUGCGCUCCUCUAUAAGGAGAGCGAAGUUAUGGUGUACUCACCGAUGAUGGUAUCGAAUCAGCAACGUGGGGGUGUCGCCGGUACUGGCCGAGAGGAGGGUGCAGCUGAAAGGGGUGACAGGGAGGAAAAGAGACAGGGCAGCACCGAUCGCAAGAGACGAAACAUGAGACCGGCGGCAUUCACGCUGGCACGCAAAAUGCUUGGGGGUGAAAGAGCAGUACACCCGUAUAAGAGGUUUUGUCGCCCAAUGGCAUGUCAACGGCCCCUUCUGCGCAGCAGUGUGCGCCGCCUUGGGGAGGCCCUUUUAAUUAACAGGCCUUUGGUUUCCCUCCUUCUGCCCGAGCGCGUGUGUCCCAUCUGUGUCAUUCAGCACCUGGCAGGGGACAGGGAGAACGUGAAGCUAUUGGAGGGGCAGAAGCCCUACCUAGACGCGGAGGCUUUAACCUCGUUAGUAUUGACAGGUAGCAACGGCGCUCUUGAGGCCAUGGCAGCGGCACACAACCAGGAAAUGCACGCCUUAAACGGUAACAUCAAUUUCUCUGUAGUGCACGACACCGCGAGAGCGGACGUGAUGGCAGCGGCCUUGACGCGGGCGACAAGAGGGGUGCGCCACCGCCACGCGAUACAGGUGGAAACGGAGCGUAGACUCCGCGUGGCGCAGGAGGAGGUGCCCAUGCUUGUGUACACCAGCAACGUCGCCAACGGGGUGGGACUGGUUAGUGCCCCGCCUACACGCCACCAAUUGUUUUGGUUUUACGGCAGCCUGGCACAACCGGAGAUGGCAGGUGAAGCUCCCAAUCAUGUAUCACGAUGCGGGGAGCCAAGUAUGGGAUCACCUGCGCCUAGUGUUUUAGAGACCACGGGUACUGCGGUGCCGCCGCACUGUGGAAUAUUUCGGCACAGAGUGGGGCUUGCCGAUGAAGGGGCCAGGCACCUUGAUGAAGUAAUGCACCGGCAGACUCGUGCGAUGACGCUAGCACGGGGGGAGACGUGGUUCAUCGACGACCCCAGCAUAGCGGUGGUCGUCAUUGACUAUGCAUCAGGCAACCCCCAGCUCAUGUGGGCGCUCCAAAUGGUUCUGGCAGCGCCAUACCCUCUCGUCGAGGUUGACGAAUUAUUCGUAGUGACUGGACCAGAGGGGGCUGAGACCUGCAGGCUGGCCGCGAUGCGUCGCAAUGAGUGCUGUGUCAUCAUAGACAAUAAGAGACGCAAGUUUUUGCUGGUGACCGGAUCCGGAGAAGAGACAUCCAAAUAG